Messenger RNA from Micropterus dolomieu (smallmouth bass), 2185 nucleotides. RefSeq names its product cytidine monophosphate N-acetylneuraminic acid synthetase a (gene cmasa). Gene Ontology annotation, molecular function: N-acylneuraminate cytidylyltransferase activity. The coding region runs from base 43 to 1299 and encodes 418 amino acids. The record is from RefSeq and is a predicted model, not a curated record. The transcript has 8 exons. NCBI's taxonomy places the organism in Eukaryota, Metazoa, Chordata, Actinopteri, Centrarchiformes, Centrarchidae.
UCACAGUGGUGGGUGUAUCUUUUGAAAAACCACCAAGUAAUUAUGAAUACCACAAAAAGACCUCGGAACGGAGAGCGGCAUGACGAUAACAAGCGCAUGAAGACUGGCAAGAGACACGUGGCUGUCCUGAUUCUGGCGCGUGGAGGGAGCAAAGCGAUUCCUCUAAAGAACAUUAAACCAUUAGCCGGAACCCCCCUCAUUGGAUGGGUGCUGAGGGCUGCUUUGGACUCCAAAAUGUUUGACAGUGUGUGGAUAUCGACAGACCAUGAUGAUAUCGAGAAGGUGGCAAAAUCCUGUGGCGCUGAGGUGCACCGAAGGAGUCCUGAAGUGUCCAAAGACUCUUCUACAUCACUUGAAACUAUCCAAGAGUUUCUCAGGACCCACACAGAGGUGGAUGUGGUGUGCAACAUUCAGGCUACGUCCCCGUGUCUCCAUCCGUUCCAUGUGAAAGAGGCCCUGAAGAUGAUCACGGUGCAGGGCUUUGACUCGGUCUUCUCGGUUGUCAGGAGACACCAGUUCCGCUGGCAGGAGGUCAAGAAAGACUCUCAUGAGGUUACCAAGCCGUUAAAUCUGAACCCAUCCAAACGGCCGCGGCGUCAGGACUGGGAUGGAGAGCUGUGUGAGAACGGCUCUUUUUACUUCACCACUAGAGACCUCGUACUGAACGAGGGACUUUUGCAGGGUGGUAAGGUAGCUUACUACGAGAUGGAGCCAGAGUUCAGUGUGGACAUAGAUGUGGACAUCGACUGGCCUGUGGCAGAACAGAGGGUUCGCAGGUAUGGUUACUUUGGACAGAACACACUAGUUCGUCUGAUGUUCUGUAAGGUUUCCGGAUGUUUAACAAAUGGAAGGGAAUCCGGAGAAGAGGAGGACUCUAUUAGCAGCAGAGACAUCGCAGGCAUCUGCAUGCUUCUGAAAGAAAACGUGGAGGUCGUACUGCUGACCUCCAGCACGGACCCAGUGGCCCAGUCAGUGGCUAAGAAAGUGAGUGAGACGACGGACUGCAGUGUCAUACAGGUGGGAGAGGAUCCACUGAAAGAUUUGGAGCGAGAGGUGGAGAAGAGGGAGUUCAAAUGGGAGGAAGUGGCGUACAUGGAUAACAACAAACCAGAUGUCAACUGUCUGAAGAAGGCGGGUGUGAGUGCAGUACCUGGAGAUGCUCUGGACGUAACCCUUGGAGCUGCAAGGUACAUCUGCAGCAGUGUCCCGGGAAUGGGAGCUGUGGGGGAGUUUGCCGAACGCAUUCUGCUGCAAAAUCGAAGUGCAAAGCCAGCAGCAGUUGAAGCAGGAUUGCAGUGACAGCCCCAUGACAUGUAAAGGUUUUAGUUUAUUCGUUUCCUUAUGGGGGGGGGGAUUCAUGUCCCAAUAAUGAUUUUAGGUGUGUGUGUGCGCUAUUUAUUGAUGUAAUUCUGUAUGAUUAUUUCCAUAAAUUUUGGGGUGUGGUUGAUUUUGUUGAAUUGUCUAUCCUGAAGUACCAACUGAUUUUGUUGUGUGAAGAAUUAUCAACAAAGUAGUGAAGAAGACUACGUUCAGACUGCAGGCCUUAAUGCUCAAUUCCGAUUUUUUUUCCCAGUUUCCAUUUUUGUUUUUUUGUUCGACUGUUCAUAUUGUGGUUUAAAUGUGGCCCACCUCAGACUCCCGUGUGAACUGGCCUUGGGGCCUAGAUCUGCCAACUAAUGCCUAUUGUUAGCAGAAAACAAAACACCCGACAUUUCCUUAGACCUGUAGACCAGUACAGACCUCAGCUGCCCUGCCAAUCUCUCACUCUCUCAAAAUAUCUUCCAAAAUCCAAUAUACCUGUAAAAUAGCACUAUGACAUUGACACAUAUGACACUAUUUAGUUUUCACUGACAACACUAUUGUAUGGGGACUGAUAUUGUUUUGAAAAAGCCUACUAUAGAGAGAAUGAUUAUUUUAAGCAAUAAAUACACAUUGUUUGUAUUAUUCUAUUGUAUUUAUGAAUAUCCUCUCUUCUCGUAAAAGUAAAUACAUUUCAUAAUUAUUUUUCUAGCUUCAGACCCCCUAAAAUAGGCCUAAGGACAUCUAUGAUUGUAACACACAUAUGAGAAUAUCUGUGCUUUUGCUUUUUGAAAAGCAAAACUUUCUUGUGCAUGUGCAGCAUCACCAUCAUCCCACGCCUGACCCCGUUUCACACAAAACUUAAAAUAAAAUAAUUUUAUCAAGG